GGCCUCAGCGCGGCAGCAGAGCGCGCGGCAGAUCAAUUACGUCAGAGGAGUUGGGCACGCGACCGUGUCGGUAACGUGGAAGUGGGAGAGUCUUGCAGAGGGCCAGAGCAGCUGCUGUGAAGACAUGCCUGCAAAAAAGAAAAAUGGCGUUCCUGACAGAUGGACGGACUAUACGGCGGUGGGCAGACGAAUCCCUGGGACUCGCUUCAUUGCCUUUAAAGUUCCCUUAAAACAGUCUUUCAGGUACCAUUCAACGCAAUCAGAACCCUUCGGACCGUUUGAUCUUGUGCGCAUGAUGGAGAAGGAAGGACAAGAACUGGGUCUCAUCAUUGAUCUGACCUUCACAACUCGCUACUACAAUGUAGAGGAUUUACCAAAAACUUUGUACCACCUGAAGAUCUUCACAGCAGGGCAUGAAGUGCCAAGCAAUGCCACCAUUCUCAGCUUCAAGAAGGCCGUCAGACAUUUUCUGCGUGACAAUGAAAACAAUGAUAAGCUGAUUGGUGUUCAUUGCACGCAUGGUUUAAAUCGCACUGGCUAUUUAAUAUGUCGAUACCUAAUUGAUGUUGAUGAGAUGAAUCCACAAAAAGCGAUUAAAUUGUUCAAUGAAUCAAGGGGACACUCUAUUGAGAGGCAGAAUUAUCUUGAUGACCUGAUCAAAGGGCCCAAGAGAAGUAAUAAGAGCAUGGAGGAACCGGACCAAGUGCCCGCCAAGGGACUUGCAAGCGAGCCGCAAGUUGAAGCUCCUCCUCAUUAUCAUCGUCGAUGGGAACAGCGUAACUACGAUCUUCCUUUUAACGAACAAAGACCUUACCAAUGGCACGUGGAAUCCCGCAAUCAGUUUCCACCGUUUCACCAGAACAACAGCAUGACUUGGUCUGUGCCACCUGAGCAGCAGUUCUUCCGUCCGCCCUUGAUUCCUCAUCCACCGCAGGGCAUGGGACCCCAUUUUCCCCACCGGAGCACCAGAGGAUUCUACUUUGGAAAUUAUCCACCUCCCCUUCCCUCUAAUGAGUUUGGUGAGCCACACCACAAUCCACGUGCGCCUCCAGGGGGAUCCGGGAGACCUCCGGGGCCUCAUCGAAAACCUCGACAUAGACACAGAAACGGUCCGAAAGACAGGACUCAUCACUGAAAUGAAGAGACUUCACAUGUUUAACCUAAACUGCUGGACUGGGCCUGAACACAAGCUACUAGUCCGAUGGUUGAAUUGUUCUCUCUGUCGAGGAACUGUACUUUUUCUUCAGUGGAGUAAAUUAAUUACUAAAGAGGUUGACUGUUUUAUUAGACUCUGCUAACUAAUAAUAUUACUGCAAGGUUUUGUCGUAGUUCUGUUAGAAAGUCAUUUUUCCAGCGGAUAUAAUUCACACACAUAACCCAUAACUGCUGGUGAUCUAUUUUUGCGUUUUAAAUGAAUGCAAGUGCAAUUACAGUUUUUUUUAAUCCUACUACAUUUUACGCAUUUUGUAUUUUAUUUUAUUUUUUUGUUGUUGUUUUAUCACUUAAAGUGUUCUGGGUGAUGUAUGAUCUGUUAUUUACUUAGAUUUCCGUGAUCCUGGGUUAAUCCUGGGUUGAUGCCGGGUUGAGUUCAACCUAAUAAAAGGGUUUGUCUGCGCAAGCGCUUA
Messenger RNA from Puntigrus tetrazona (Sumatra barb), 1625 nucleotides. It is a transcript of the gene dusp11, whose product is annotated as dual specificity phosphatase 11 (RNA/RNP complex 1-interacting). Gene Ontology annotation, biological process: protein dephosphorylation. Lineage: Eukaryota; Metazoa; Chordata; Actinopteri; Cypriniformes; Cyprinidae. The record is from RefSeq and is a predicted model, not a curated record. Bases 125 to 1135 code for a protein of 336 amino acids. Gene Ontology annotation, molecular function: polynucleotide 5'-phosphatase activity; protein tyrosine/serine/threonine phosphatase activity. The transcript is spliced from 10 exons.